Dothidotthia symphoricarpi CBS 119687 is the source of this 2066-nucleotide messenger RNA. RefSeq lists its product as uncharacterized. The transcript is spliced from 4 exons. The record is from RefSeq and is a predicted model, not a curated record. The coding region runs from base 186 to 1838 and encodes 550 amino acids. NCBI's taxonomy places the organism in Eukaryota, Fungi, Ascomycota, Dothideomycetes, Pleosporales, Dothidotthiaceae.
CCUCCAUCUCGCAAUGCCAAUUAAGACUAGCAGUCUUCGCAAAGAGUCACGGAAGUCGAUUCAAUCGGCUUGCGAUGUACCGAAUGUCGAAGAUCAACGUAUCCCAUGCGGGGAAAUUACCCCGGAUUGCGGGUACUUAUAUGCGACAUGAUCACCCGUGAGCCUCGGGAAGGUACAACUUCAACAUGAAAACAUCAUUGCUUCUCCCGGUGGUUCUCGCUGCUCACGCGGCUGCGUCUGCGAUUAGAGGUCGAGAGAAUGUACUCACGCCAGAGGCUCAAAGUCUGUUUGAUUACUCGAUGCAAAUACAAGAUAAUCGAUUCGACAAGUACUACAACUACAUUGAAUAUGUCGACAGGGGGUCCUGGUCUGUUCGAUUCACCGCUUGGUAUACUGCGGGCUUGCUCCAUCGAAACGAGGGAGAUGAUGUCGAGCACGCAAAGGCAGCUAUCGAGAACAUACUGGCCUGCCAAUUGACGAGUGAUUUUGAUGCUCCAUGGUACGGGACAUGGAAGGUCUCUGCAGACGAGCCAGACCCAACACCAAACUCGACAUUAUACCCGCCAGAGAUAUACAAAACCUACGACCCCAACUGGCGCGAAUUCAUCGGCACCCAACUAAUCCAAGUCGUGGAGGAGUUUUCCCACCUCCUCCCCUCCCCCCUGAUAUCCCGCAUUGAAGACGCCCUCGAAACCGCCGCAGUAGGCAGCAUGCGCCGCAACGGCACCUUCCCCCAAGAUGACAACCUCACCCUCGGAUACAGCAACCCCGGCAUCAUGCGCGCCCUCCUCACCGGUUGGAUCGGCGCCCGCCGCAACAACGCAACAUACACCACCUUCGCCACGGACCAAGGCACAAAGCUCCUCCAACUCUUCCAGCUAAACGGCGCCAACACGCUCUCAGAAUACAACGCGCCAACCUACUACGGCGUCGACACAUGGGCACUAGGCGCACAGCUCAAAUACGGCCCGCAAAACAGCACAAUGACCGCCUCCGCAAAGCUCAUCCUAACAGAACUAUGGACCGACCUCGCAGCCCACUUCAACCCCUACCUAGGCAACAUGGUCGGCCCCUACGACCGCGCCUACACACGCGACAUGACAAGCCAAUCCUCCAUCCUCUCCAUGUUCUUCUGGGGCCUAUUCGGCCACGCACACGGCCCCCAGCCCCCGAAAUCCGAAAUCGCACUGCUCUACGACAUCGCCCAAGGCGCUGCCAUAUCGCUCCUCAUCUCCACCAUCCGCCCCUUCAUCCCCGCUGACGUGCAAGACACGCUUAAAUCUCACACCCCCACUUUUACCUCCCGCUCCCUUACCAAGAUAAUCAACGACGACUUGAACGCCACGCACACCCGCACAGCUACUAGCUGGCUCUCCCCCGCGCUGAUGAUCGGCGCGCAGUCCGUCAACGAGACUGUGAAUCGCGGUGACCAGUUCGUCCCCGCUAUCGCGCACUGGGCUGGCGAUCCAAAACAUACGCCGUACCCGCUCAACACGUUUCUCUCGCUGUACCCCUCGGCCAGCAGCAUCCACGCCGUUGCGUCGCCGAAUCGACUGAGUAUGUCGUAUCCUAAUAGCACGCAGGAGGGGACGGACGUGUUUACGUUUUUGCUGUCGAAUGUGCCGCCUGCAUGGACAGCGGGCGGGAAGACGGUUACGGGGUUGGGGGGCGAGAUGCCGUGUGUGGCUAUUGCGGUUGAGGCGCCGGGGUUGGUGGAAUUGCCGGUUGUGUAUGGCGGGGCGAUUCAUGGACAUGUGUUUUGGAAUGUGACGUUUGCGGUGCCGGGUGGAUUUGAAGGGGUGCCGAGGGUGGAGCUGGGGAUUGAGUAUACGUGUUGAUAGUGGGAUGGGAGAUGAUGUGAUGUGACAUGAUGAUAUGUAACUAACUAAUUGACUGACAAUGGGGUAUCCCUAACCAUAAACCAAUCUAUCCAAAAACUUCAUCACAACGCCCAGCUAAUCGCGAGGAUAUCCAGAUCUCGCCCCCUUCCUUUCCUAUCUUUUCCUUAUCCAAAUAAAACGCCAUCAUAACCACCACCACCUCACCCAAUCUCACUAACAUCCCCA